Messenger RNA from Glycine soja, 2822 nucleotides. Its product is annotated as FT-interacting protein 3-like. NCBI's taxonomy places the organism in Eukaryota, Viridiplantae, Streptophyta, Magnoliopsida, Fabales, Fabaceae. The record is from RefSeq and is a predicted model, not a curated record. The transcript has a single exon. The coding region runs from base 168 to 2558 and encodes 796 amino acids.
UUUUCAAACUCUGAGGAAACAUUCUCUGAGUUCUUUAUAGUUAAACAGUUUGUGAUUGUAUGUUUUCUCUUUAAUCCUAUAUAUGGCAUUUGUUCAGGUUAUGUAUAUGUGUUUGUGAUUAAUUGAUUUAAUUGUAGUCUGUGUUCACUUUUUAUGCAGAGUAAACAAUGGCAAAUCAAAACCAGAACCAGAAUCAGAACCAAAACCAAAAGAAGAACAAAGAGGAUUUCUCUCUGAAGGCGACAACUCCAAACAUCAGUGCUGGAAGAGCGAUAAGUGGUGAUUGGCUCCCAACUGCAUUUGACUUGGUUGAGAAAAUGCAGUUUCUGUUUGUCAGGGUGGUGAAGGCCAAAGACUUGCCUGAAAAAAGUGAAUCUCAACCUUGUAACCCUUUUGUGGAAGUGAAUGUUGGAAGCUUCACAGGAACAACCAGAUGCAUGGAGAAAACCACCACCCCAGAAUGGAACCAAGUCUUUGCUUUUGCCAAGGAGAGGAUUCAAGUACUAGUUUUGGAGAUUGUGGUGAAGAACAAGGGUGAAAAUGGUGACCCUAAUGAUAAUGGUGACCUUGAUGAGUUCGUGGGACGUGCUGCAUUCACAAUUGGUGAUGUUCCAAUGAGGGUUCCUCCCGAUAGCCCCUUGGCGCCGCAAUGGUACAAGCUUGAGAAUCAAAAUGGGGUGAAGCUUCAAGGAGAGUUGAUGGUUUCUGUUUGGAUGGGAACUCAGGCGGAUGAAGCUUUUUCUGAGGCUUGGCAUUCAGAUGCAUCAGAGGCUAGUGGUGAAAACAUUGCUCACACUCGUUCCAAGGUAUAUAUUUCUCCUAGGCUUUGGUAUCUUAGAAUUAAUGUGAUUCAAGCCCAGGAUUUGUUGCUAAAAAACAAGAGUGGCAAUAAUAACUCGGAAAUUUUCAUCCAAGGUGUUUUGGGGAACUUGGCUUUGAGGAGCCGUUCUAUAAAGUGUAGUACAAGCCCCUCGUGGAAUGAGGAUUUGAUGUUUGUUGUGGCAGAACCCUUUGAUGAUUGCUUGUUUGUGAGCAUUGAGCAGGGGAAUAACUUCAAGCACGAAAGCUUGGCAAUUUGUGCUGUUCCUUUGAAGAAUGUGGAGCAGAGAAUUGAUGCCACUCCACCAGCUAGUGUGUGGUACAAUCUUCACAAGCCAAAGGAAAAGGAGGGAGAAGAGCAGGAGGUUAAUUUUUCCAGUAAACUUAACAUGAGGAUCUCUUUAGAUGGAGGGUACCAUGUUCUUGAUGAGGCCACUCACUACACCAGUGAUGUAAGGCCAUCAUCUAAGUAUUUGUGCAAUCCCAGUAUUGGUGUUCUUGAAUUGGGAAUCCUGAAUGCUGUGGGGCUCUCUCCAAUGAGCAAGGAAAAUCGGACCAAUGCGUUUUGUGUAGCUAAGUACGGUCCAAAGUGGGUGAGGACAAGGACUAUUGUAGAUAGUCUUUCUCCCAAAUGGAAUGAGCAAUAUACAUGGGAAGUGUUUGAUCCUUGCACUGUGAUCACAAUUGUUGUGUUUGACAACGGAAACUUGCAUGGAGGCAACAAAAAUGCCGGAGGGAAAAAAUGUGAAGGACCAGUGGAUAGGAGAAUUGGCAAGGUGAGGAUUCGGUUGUCAACACUUGAAAGUGAUAGGAUUUACACUCACUCUUACCCUCUUAUAAACUUGCACACUCAAGGAGCAAAGAAGAUGGGAGAAAUUCAAUUGGCUGUGAGGUUUUCUUGUCCAUCAUUGUUGAAUGUUUUGCAAACUUAUGCACAACCUUUGCUCCCAAGGAUGCACUAUUUAAGUCCAUUGUCUAUAUUUCAGUUGGAUAAUUUGAGGAACCAAGCUGCUGCCAUCACCACAUUGAGGUUUAAAAGGGCUGAACCACCACUGAGCAAAGAGGUUGUGGAGUACAUGCUAGACAUGGGGGUAAAUGUGUGGAGCAUGAGGAGGGCAAGAGCUCAGUUUUUCAGGAUUGCUAGUCUUCUUAAUGUUUUAGUUUCUGUUGCUAAACAGUUUCGUGAGAUACAUGCUUGGAAGAAUUCAAUUACCACGGUGGUUAGUUACUUCAUGUUUCUCAUUGUCAUUUUCUGUCCGCAAAUAGUUUUGCCAUCAACAUUUUCCUUCCUACUCCUGGCUGGGAUUUGGGGCUAUAGAACAAGGCCAAGGUGUCCUUCCCAUAUGGAUAUGAGAUUGUCUCAGGCUGACACAGCCAGUGUUGAAGAACUAGAAGAAGAAUUUGAUUCCUUUCCGUCGAAAUUCAGUGGUGAAAAUUUGAAGAGGAGGUAUGAUCGAUUAAGAGGUGUCGCGGGGAGGGUGCUAGAAGUGAUGGCAGACUUGGCAACUCAAGGAGAGAGGGUGCAGUCUCUACUCAGCUGGAGGGAUCCAAGAGCAACAGCUUUGUUUGUUAUUUUCUGUUCUGUGGCUGUCAUUGUGACAUAUUUGGUUCCUUUCCGCAUUUUGGUGUUCAUUUGGGUGACUUAUAUGUUAAGGCCUCCAAGGUUUCGAUUUGAUAUUCCUGCAGUCCCUCAAAACUUCCUCAGGAGGAUGCCUGCAAAAUCAGAUGGCUUGCUAUGAUGAUCUUGGAAGAUUGUGAUUUGUGACUCUCGCAUCAACACUUUGUUUUUAUCCACCUUCCUCAUGUUUUUCCAUUGGAGAUAUUCCAAUUUUAAUUAUUUCACUGCUUACUUUUUGAUAGAUAAGUAAUACGAUCUGUUUGUAUGCCCAUAAAUUCUAUUAGAUUGGUCAAGCAAGUGAAAGAUUUUUUUUUUUGUUCUGUUAAUUACUUCAUUUUUGUAUUUAUUGAAAAACAAAAAUAAAUCAUGAUCAUUGUUCUGUUUG